AUACUGCAAGGUUCAAAGGACCUUUAGAAACUUCUAAUAAUGUUAACAAAACUCACAAAUGUGAUUAUGCAAUGAAAAUGUUUAAUCAAUAUGGUUCAAAUUACAGUAGUAAUUUGAGCCCAACGCCCUUCGGUCGUUGGGAAGGCAAAAAUUUUAUCAACACUCGAGAAAUGCUAUUUGCUAUUUGCUUAUUAGACAAACGUUCUUCAUAUGGAUGUGGAAGAAAACUUAUUUAG
Messenger RNA from Funneliformis caledonium, 236 nucleotides. The record is from the annotation of a GenBank genome assembly. Lineage: Eukaryota; Fungi; Glomeromycota; Glomeromycetes; Glomerales; Glomeraceae.